This is a messenger RNA of Funneliformis caledonium, 594 nucleotides long. NCBI's taxonomy places the organism in Eukaryota, Fungi, Glomeromycota, Glomeromycetes, Glomerales, Glomeraceae. The record is from the annotation of a GenBank genome assembly.
AUGAAAACCAGCGUAAUCUCUUUCAACCCACGUAAACAUUCAUUUCACGCGGAUUGGAACCUUGAUCUCCAUGGGUUUCUCACUCGUGACGAGUUGGACAAGCGGGUCAAUGAAAUUAAUGAUCGAAUCCGUGACUGUCCUUUGUUGAAUGUGAGAUUAGCGAGAAUUUGCAUGUACAUUUCAAUCGUAAUUACACUGUUUAUCAGUAUCGGGUUAUUUAGCAAAAGUACAUUUCUUGGUGGCACAUUCUUCGUACUCUUUCUUGUCGGAGUUUUCGGGGGCGGAUAUUAUAUUGAUCGUAUAGCGAGCACUCGCGCAAAAAUUUUUACUGAUGCCGUGAGAAAUUUGUUCGUUGAAUAUAACAAUCGAGACAACCCAACCGCCAACUGGAGUAUUGAGUGGUGCACCGCCAUCACCAAAUUCAAGGUAAAGAAGGGGUCGAUCAAGCCGAGAUAUGCCGACUAUGUCGUGAUAGAGCUCGAUAUAUCGGACGCACUAUCUACCCUUACGGCCAAUACCGUUUUCGUGAAUCUUCCUGUUUCAAAUUCAACCAAACAAUUCGUUCCGCACAUGGCUGGUCCUUACCAAGUAUAA